AUGGCCCCGAUUGGACAUGCGACUGCCAUCGCCACCACUGCAGGAGCCUCGAUGCCGACUAUAACGCUGCAGCAGCAGAUGGUUCACCACCAGCCCCAUCAACAGCAACAACAACCGCAGCAGCAGAUUGUACAUCAGCAGCAGCAGCAGCCGUCGCUGGUCACCACGACUACCCCCGGCGUGGUGGCCACCACCACGCUUGAUCUCACCUCGGUGAUUGCGGCCAAUUCUACAGCUGGGGUGGCAGCGACUACCUCUAACCAUCAUCAUCAGCAACAGCUUCAACAGCAGCAAUCUCAGCAACUUCAUCUUCAACAGCAACAGCAGCAUCUUCAACAGCAGCUCCAGCAGCAGCAGCAGCAGCAGCACGGCGGAAGUGGCGGUCAGGCGACCAUCUCAGUUCCGCUGUCGAUGCUGGCGAACCACAACAGUCCGCUCUCCAUAGCUCAUCAAGGUGAUCAUUCGACCGCUUCCUCAGCAUCAUCGGCCACGGCCAACAAUUCCCAGCAGCAGCACUUUUCCACCAUUCUCCAGCAGUUUGAGAAGGUGGCCGUGUCGCCGGUGUCUGCAGUGGCCGCCGCCGCCGCCGGCUUCUCUGACAGCACCCGACUGGCGUCCAUUGCCGCGGUCGUUCAGCAGCAGCAGCAGCAGCAGCAACAACAACAGCAAUCCCGAGGUGAUGGUGGUCAUCAUUCAGGAGGUGGACAUCAGCAUCAGCAGCAGCAGCCGUUGGUGGUCGUCCCAGCGGGCCUUCAGCACCAGCUCGCCACCUCGGCGGUGCCCAUCAGCGCGACCAUCGUCUCCUCGGCGCCAUCGGUUCAGCAACAGCAGCAGCAGCAGCAGCAGAAUAAUCAGGCC
Molecule: messenger RNA, 858 nt
Organism: Rhagoletis zephyria (snowberry fruit fly)
Lineage: Eukaryota; Metazoa; Arthropoda; Insecta; Diptera; Tephritidae
Source: RefSeq, a predicted model, not a curated record